Messenger RNA from Uranotaenia lowii, 1880 nucleotides. Its product is annotated as cytosol aminopeptidase-like. Lineage: Eukaryota; Metazoa; Arthropoda; Insecta; Diptera; Culicidae. Gene Ontology annotation, biological process: proteolysis. Gene Ontology annotation, cellular component: cytoplasm. The transcript has 5 exons. The record is from RefSeq and is a predicted model, not a curated record. The coding region runs from base 157 to 1749 and encodes 530 amino acids. Gene Ontology annotation, molecular function: manganese ion binding; metalloaminopeptidase activity.
GCAGGAAGCUCAUUAGAAAAAUUUACGUCCUCUUUACCGGACUCAUCUUUCAUAACGCUCCCUGGACAAACCGAAUCGAAAUUUUCCGCAAUCAAUAGAAGAAAUCCUUCUGGUCCUGGUUGGUGCUAAAUUCAAAUAUUAUAGCAGAAAAAAGUAAUGGCAUUCCUGAGCGCCCGUCUAGCCCGAGGUUCCCCCAGGGUCAGUUCCUUGCUGCGACGGUCCUAUUCGACCAACAUCGGAGAAAACCGAGCAGAGAAAGGUCUAGUUCUCGGAUUGUACGAACAGGAAGUUGAAACCGAUGAACCACGUCUCUCGCCGGUAGCGGCCCAUUUCGAUGCCAAAACCGAGGGCCAGCUGAGUAAUUUAAUCAAAGAGUCAAAUUUAAAAGGAAAAACUGGAUCGGUGAAAGUGUUCAACAAUAUUGACCCCGAUUAUGGAUCCGUAGCCGUUGCUGGUCUAGGCUUGGAGGGUGUGGGAUUCCAUGAGCUGGAACAGUUCGACGAGGGAUUUGAAAAUGUUCGAAUCGCUGCCGGUAUUGGGUCGAUGUGUUUGCAGCGUAAUGGGUGUACCAAAAUUUCGGUAGAUCCUAUGCAGGCGGCAGAACAGGCUGCCGAAGGAGCCGGUCUUGGAACAUGGAAAUAUCAAGCCAACAAAAUAAAAUCACAUCGAAAGCCUAUUCCCAAGCUGGAACUGUACGAUUCUCCUGAUGGCGAUGCUUGGACCCGAGGAUUGUUCAAGGCCGACGCUCAAAAUCUGGCCCGAAGUCUGUCCGAUGGACCCGGAAACCAAAUUACACCGACAGCUUUUGCUCAAGCAGCCGUGGAUGCCCUCUGCCCUUGUGGAGUCAACACGGAGGUCCGGAAUCUUGAUUGGAUCGAGGCCAAGGGACUGGGAACGUUCCUGGCGGUAGCAAAAAGCUCCUGUGAACCUCCGGUGUUUCUGGAAAUCAGCUACUGUGGAGAACACGAUUCGGGACGCCCAAUCAUGCUGGUAGGAACUGGCCUUACGUUUAACAGUGGCGGUUUGUGCCUGAAGGAGCCACAUGGCAUGUCCAAGCAAAGGGCAGCCAUGGCUGGUGCAGCAACUGUUGUAGCGACUAUUCGAGCUGCAGCAGCCCUUUCGUUACCGGUCAACCUAGUCGGACUAAUCCCACUCUGCGAAAACAUGCCCUCGGGAAUGGCCUUCAAACCUGGAGAUGUAAUCACAACCCUCAACGGAAGAACUGUUUGUGUUCAUGACACUAACAACGCUGGCCGGCUUUUGAUGGCGGACACAUUCCUCUACGGACAGAGCACUUUCAAGCCAAAGGUUGUUGUUGACGUUUCCACUAUGACUCGAGGCGUGACUCAUGCCUUGGGCGGCGCAGCCAGCGGCGUGUUCUCCAACUCGGACUUCCUGUGGAAACAGAUGCAGAAGGCUGGCGCCAUUUCCGGAGACCGAGUCUGGCGUUUACCGUUGUGGAAAUACUUCAGCCACAAAGUCACCAAUUACACCAACGUUGACAUGAGCAACACCGGCCACGGCAAGGGAAGUGCCUGUUUGGGGGCUGCCUUCCUGAAAGAGUUCGUGCCCUGUGUUGAUUGGAUCCACUUGGACAUUGCCGGCGUAGGAAUGCUGAAGCGUGGAGUUGGCAUCCCGUACCUGGUUCAAGAUCGCAUGACCGGACGGCCGACCCGCACCCUGAUCCAAUUUCUGUACCAGAUGGCUUGUCCAGAUGAGCAGAGAAAAAGUUUAAAAAAAGAACAUUGAAAAACUAAGGAGCGCAAAAUUCAAAGAAUAACUAAUAAUGGGUACGGGUCUCUUCUGAGUGAUUCGCCUCCAGAGAGACACUAUUUAUUUUUUAAUUGUGGUUUUAUCGAAUAAAAACUAGAUCAACAAAA